Messenger RNA from Bombyx mori (domestic silkworm), 2141 nucleotides. RefSeq names its product cyclin A (gene Cyca). Gene Ontology annotation, molecular function: cyclin-dependent protein serine/threonine kinase regulator activity. Gene Ontology annotation, biological process: regulation of cyclin-dependent protein serine/threonine kinase activity; mitotic cell cycle phase transition. The record is from RefSeq and is marked provisional. NCBI's taxonomy places the organism in Eukaryota, Metazoa, Arthropoda, Insecta, Lepidoptera, Bombycidae. Gene Ontology annotation, cellular component: nucleus; cytoplasm; cyclin A2-CDK2 complex.
UAGUUAAUAUUUCCGGUUCGGUUGCAAACUGCACACGUGUACUCCUUGAAAUAUCUGAUCAGGUGCAAUUUGUUUACAAAAGAAGCGGGGGCAAUGGCUUUUAGAAUUCAUGAAGAUCAAGAAAACACAGCAUUAGGCCUAAGAAAAGAUGGAUCCGACCUAUUUUCUACCAACCAAAGGCGUGCCCUCGGAGACCUCAGUCAAUUUGCAUGCAACCAUAAUCGGAACACCAAACUAACUGGUCUGACAAACGGAACUUGUAAGGUUCAAGAUGAGAACAGGACGGUACGUCAAAUCAAGAACGAGAAAAACAUCGUUCUUCCCCUAUCCCAGUUUCGUGCCUUUAGCGUAUAUGAAGACAAACCCACCGAGGUGGAGGUGAAAAAGCGGGAGACCACUUACAAACCAUUUGCAACCAAGGAGACUAAAAAAGAAAGCAAUUUCUUUGUGAAUGCUGCUGAAAAUGUGAGAGCUCUGUGUGCACAAGUUGAAAAAAAAUCGCUUGAGGAAACCAAACCAGAUCGAUCGAGAGAAGAACCCCCAUUACGGAAAGCAUUACAAGAAAAGAAAGAUGCUGUUGAAUCACCCAUGUCUGUGGUGGAUGCCAGUAUUCUGUCGAUGUCUAUUUCAAAGAAUGAGAGUCAAAUUAUUGAAGAUGUUGACGAUGAAGAAAUCACCACUGCACAGACCGACAGAGAAAUGUUUUUCUAUGUUGAGGAAUAUAGGCAGGAUAUCUAUGAAUACAUGAGGGAAAUUGAGGUGAAAAACAGGGCCAACCCCCGCUACAUGCGUAAGCAACCAGACAUCACACAUGUUAUGCGCUCAAUACUUGUGGACUGGCUAGUUGAAGUAUGUGAUGAAUAUCAACAGCAGAGUGAAACUUUACAUCUAGCUGUGUCUUACGUAGAUAGGUUCCUGUCAUACAUGAGUGUUGUCAGAACUAAGCUUCAACUUGUCGGAACAGCUGCCACCUAUAUUGCCGCUAAAUAUGAAGAAGUAUAUCCACCAGAAGUCUCAGAAUUUGUGUACAUCACUGACGACACAUACACAAAACGUGAAGUACUGAGAAUGGAGCAUUUAAUUUUAAAGGUGUUAUCAUUUGAUCUCUCAACACCCACCUCACUAGCUUUCCUGUCACAUUACUGUAUUUCUAAUGGUCUCUCAAAGAAGACAUUCCAUUUGGCAUCUUAUAUUGCGGAGCUGUGCCUACUUGAAGCAGACCCAUAUCUUCAAUUCAAACCCUCAGUAAUAGCAGCGUCGGCGCUGGCAACGGCUCGGCAUUGCUUACUAUGCGAGCAGUGCGCCUGUGAUCCUCAGGACGUAUACGAAACUAGAGACGCUCCGGGCAAGGUCAACCCGCAAUGUGCAAUGGUCGCGUGGCCGUCUACGUUGUCCACGUGUUCGGGAUACACUUUACUUGAAUUGGAAACAUGCCUUAAAGAAAUUGCUCGUACACAUUCCCAUGCCUCUGUUCAACCUUAUCAAGCCAUACCAGACAAAUAUAAGAGCAACAAGUUUGAAGGCGUGUCACAAGUAGAGCCGCGGCCCAUGUUCCCGGUGGGCAAGUACCAAGCCCCGGCCGCCGCCCGCCCGCCCCCAGCGGCCGACUCUGCGCGCGCCACCAGCUAGGGUCACUGUACAACCACACGAAAUGACAUUACGGCUCCAGGCUUUGAGACCGCAUAUCCGACAUCCUUGGCCAUGGCUAAAAAUAAUAUAAAGAACCCGUCUUGAGAUAAAAGACGGUGCGAGCUUAAAAAAAUAGUAAAUUCAAUUAACCGCCUCAUUUACUUUCAUAGGCCAGUCAACGGGCAAAGACUUAUAUGCAUUUGUAUAUGAAAAUGUAUUUUCGGACUCCUGCAUUUGUUUUAAUGGUUGGAACCGAGUGUGAGACGAGUGUCAAAUUGACAUUUUAAAUAUCGAAUUACGCUGUUGUAUACAUAAUGCUCAAUUCCCGAUUUACUUAAUUCAAAAGACGAAAAAUAUUAACUUUAGUAAGUUUUUAUUAGAUUACAUCAUAAUGUUAAUUGAGAAUUGGAUAUUGCAACUACCCGUAAGUAUACAGAACUAUGGUGAGUUACUCUUUCCUUAUAUAAUUGUCUUUAAUCUCUGUAAGUCUUGUUCUGUUUCCACGGAGCCAU